This is a messenger RNA of Menidia menidia (Atlantic silverside), 1362 nucleotides long. The record is from the annotation of a GenBank genome assembly. NCBI's taxonomy places the organism in Eukaryota, Metazoa, Chordata, Actinopteri, Atheriniformes, Atherinopsidae.
AUGCCCAAACUAAUUCUCCUUGGGAACAGCACCGUUCUGAUCUCUGCGCUCCUCUCCUCCAGCUCCCUUUCCAGCCUUAGUCUCUCCACCUCCUCCAGCCAGACGCCCGCGGUGGGGGAAGCCCUUGGAGUCUGCUCCUCGGUCUCUCUGUCGUCUGCUUCUUCCUCGUCCCACUGUGUCUGCAUGGAGAUGCUCAAGGAAGCCGAGGCUCUCAGUGGAGCUUCCAGCACCGAUGACACCGUUAAGAUCCCUCUCUCUCUCUCUCCUUCCUUCCAGUUGUUGCCGUCUCCUCCUCUCUUGCUCCCCUUCCUCCCUCAGUCUCCUCAGCUCACUGCUGUGCUGCUCUUUGAGAGCAGCCACUUCUUGGAUGUACUUGUGGUACAGAGCUUUUCUCAGCGCCUGCAGCUGUGCCGUGAGGCCUGUGGACCUCGCAGACCGGUGCGACUCCACGCCUCCCUCGGACAGGUCCUCCUCGCUCAGGUCCUGCACACGGAAAGAGCGGGCGUUUGUCUCCUCCUGCAGCAGCUCUAUUUGGGCGGUGUGGAUCUGAGACAGGCUGAGGCGCUGAGCCUCCAAUCGCAGCCUGCACUCAUCCUAACACGGGAAAAUAAACCAGUCAGCACGGACUGCACAGGCUGCAUCUCCUCCUCUGCACCACUGCGAGCCCUCUCCUCCUCCGCCGCCGCCUGCUCCUCCUCCUCCGUUUGCCUUUCUUCUCGGCUGUCUGACGGACAGCUGCCAACUUUGCGCUCCUGCUUAGACCUCUGCCGUCUUUUGCGCCUGUUCGACCCCGAGCCUGCCGACUUGUGCGGGGAGGAAUGUCCUUCAACAGGUCCCUCCCCUGAGGAGUGCAGCGCGGCUGGAGAUGGAGUCUGCGACAGCCUGUGGAGCUCCAGACUCCACCUGAAGCUCCUGGAGCUGCUGCACAAGCUCAUCUGCCUUGGAGCUGUGCAAAGCCAGCUUCAGUUGAAGCUCCUCAGCAUAAUUUUUACGCAGCUCGUCCAGAGCUUUAUCGUGUCUGAUAGCAGCUUCGUUGAGAAGGUUCUCCGUGUUGAGGAAGCUCUCCCUUUGCAAUUCUUCCCUAAGAUGGGUGAGCUCUUCCUCGUGGCUGAACAGAAGCUGAGUCCUCAGCCUUUCCAGCUCCGCUUCCUGCGACUCUGCCAUGCGGUCCAGCACGGCGUCUUUCUCCCUUUCCAGCAUCUCCAGCUUGAUCUUACUGCGGGAGACCUGCUCCACUUUUUCCUUAGCCGAACUGAGAUCCUGAAGAAGGCCGUCGACUUUGACCUGCAGAUUGAACUUCUCUUGUUUGACCUGAUUCAACUCGUGCCUGGCUUCAUCACACAUUGCUCGAGACUCCUCUAA